Molecule: messenger RNA, 2157 nt
Organism: Peronospora belbahrii
Lineage: Eukaryota; Oomycota; Peronosporomycetes; Peronosporales; Peronosporaceae
Source: the annotation of a GenBank genome assembly
AUGAAGAGCGAUCCGUCCACUACGGGGACAGCGCUUGAUGAAGAGCGAUCCGUCGCCAAUACGGGGACAGCGCUUGAUGAAGAGCGAUCCGUCGCCAAUACGGGGACAGCGCUUGAUGAAGAGCGAUCCGUCGCCACUAGGGUAUCAGCGCUUGAUGAAGAGCGAUCCGUCGCCAAUACGGGGACAGCGCUUGAUGAAGAGCGAUCCGUCGCCAAUACGGGGACAGCGCUUGAUGAAGAGCGAUCCGUCGCCAAUACGGGGACAGCGCUUGAUGAAGAGCGAUCCGUCGCCAAUACGGGAGAACAGCGCUUGAUGAAGAAGCGAUCCCCCCCCGUCGCCAAUACAGGGGACCAUCCCCCCCCCCCUCCCCCAAACCCACCCCCAGCGCUUGAUGAAGAGCGAUCCGUCGCCAAUACGGGGACAGCGCUUGAUGAAGAGCGAUCCGUCGCCAAUACGGGGACAGCGCUUGAUGAAGAGCGAUCCGUCGCCACUACGGGAGUACAGCGCUUGAUGAAGAGCGAUCCGUCGCCAAUACGGGGACAGCGCUUGAUGAAGAGCGAUCCGUCGCCAAUACGGGGACAGCGCUUGAUGAAGAGCGAUCCGUCGCCAAUACGGGGACAGCGCUUGAUGAAGAGCGAUCCGUCGCCAAUAACAGAAACAGCCUUGAUGAAGACGACUCCCCCCCCCGUCCCAAUACGGGGAACAGCGCUUGAUGAAGAGCGAUCCGUCGCCAAUACGGGGACAGCGCUUGAUGAAGAGCGAUCCGUCGCCAAUACGGGGACAGCGCUUGAUGAAGAGCGAUCCGUCGCCAAUACGGGGACAGCGCUUGAUGAAGAGCGAUCCGUCGCCAAUACGGGGACAGCGCUUGAUGAAGAGCGAUCCGUCGCCAAUACGGGGACAGCGCUUGAUGAAGAGCGAUCCGUCGCCAAUACGGGGACAGCGCUUGAUGAAGAGCGAUCCGUCGCCAAUACGGGGACAGCGCUUGAUGAAGAGCGAUCCGUCGCCAAUACGGGGACAGCGCUUGAUGAAGAGCGAUCCGUCGCCACUAGGGUAACAGCGCUUGAUGAAGAGCGAUCCGUCGCCAAUACGGGGACAGCGCUUGAUGAAGAGCGAUCCGUCGCCAAUACGGGGACAGCGCUUGAUGAAGAGCGAUCCGUCGCCAAUACGGGGACAGCACUUGAUGAAGAGCGAUCCGUCGCCAAUACGGGGACAGCGCUUGAUGAAGAGCGAUCCGUCGCCAAUACGGGGACAGCGCUUGAUGAAGAGCGAUCCGUCGCCAAUACGGGGACAGCGCUUGAUGAAGAGCGAUCCGUCGCCAAUACGGGGACAGCGCUUGAUGAAGAGCGAUCCGUCGCCAAUACGGGGACAGCACUUGAUGAAGAGCGAUCCGUCGCCAAUACGGGGACAGCGCUUGAUGAAGAGCGAUCCGUCGCCACUACGGCGCUUGAUGAAGAGCGAUCCGUCGCCAAUACGGGGACAGCGCUUGAUGAAGAGCGAUCCGUCGCCAAUACGGGGACAGCACUUGAUGAAGAGCGAUCCGUCGCCAAUACGGGGACAGCGCUUGAUGAAGAGCGAUCCGUCGCCAAUACGGGGACAGCGCUUGAUGAAGAGCGAUCCGUCGCCAAUACGGGGACAGCGCUUGAUGAAGAGCGAUCCGUCGCCAAUACGGGGACAGCGCUUGAUGAAGAGCGAUCCGUCGCCAAUACGGGGACAGCGCUUGAUGAAGAGCGAUCCGUCGCCAAUACGGGGACAGCGCUUGAUGAAGAGCGAUCCGUCGCCAAUACGGGGACAGCGCUUGAUGAAGAGCGAUCCGUCGCCAAUACGGGGACAGCGCUUGAUGAAGAGCGAUCCGUCGCCAAUACGGGGACAGCGCUUGAUGAAGAGCGAUCCGUCGCCAAUACGGGAACAGCGCUUGAUGAAGAGCGAUCCGUCGCCAAUACGGGGACAGCGCUUGAUGAAGAGCGAUCCGUCGCCAAUACGGGGACAGCGCUUGAUGAAGAGCGAUCCGUCGCCAAUACGGGGACAGCACUUGAUGAAGAGCGAUCCGUCGCCAAUCGCCCCGUCCCACUUUUCACCGAGAUGAAGAGCGAUCCGUUGCUAAUACGGGGACAGCGCUUGAUAAAGAGCGAUACGUCGCCACUACGGGACAGCGCUUGA